Bemisia tabaci is the source of this 1162-nucleotide messenger RNA. RefSeq names its product FGF signaling regulator protein canopy b (gene CNPYb). The record is from RefSeq and is a predicted model, not a curated record. NCBI's taxonomy places the organism in Eukaryota, Metazoa, Arthropoda, Insecta, Hemiptera, Aleyrodidae.
ACAUAACCUCAAUCUUCUCAGACCAAAACAACGAAUCCUGCCGAAAUCCAAAAUUUUCUGAUGUCUUUUGUUCCCUAGUUAAUACCUCUCAUAUUUUUCUGUGUAAAAAUGUCUAAAUGUAAGUAAGUGCUGCAGUAAGUUUUGUGUCUUAACAUGAUUGAAUUUCAAGCUUUUGCCGUGUACUUUAAUCAGAACUUAAGCACCCACCAUCAACACCUGUAGCAAACGUGAUUGCAAGUCCAUUGGAAAACACAGUUUGCAAAAUUAUCGUGUCUCAUUAUCUGAGGUCUUAUGUAUGUUUCGGUGAUGAUGACUAUUCACAAUAGUCUUGUUCUGCUUUUUGUUGCGUUUUAUAUUCUCACAGUCGAUUGCGGCACUCCAGAGGAGGAAGAAGGUGUCAAGUACGCCAACCUAUGUGAAGUGUGCAAAAUAUUGACAACAGAACUGGAAGAUAGAUUGGAAACCACCGGCAAGAGUCAUGAUGUGCUUGAAAUUGGUUAUUCUGUCGAUGAUGUAAAACCCAAAAAGAAGACUCAGUAUAAAAAAUCGGAGUUGCGCCUUGUAGAAUCUUUAGAUGGGAUUUGCGAAAAAGUUCUGGAGUACAACAUUCACAAGGAAAGGAAAGAUAGCACGCGUUUCUCCAAGGGAAUGAGCCAAACGUUCAAAACUCUUCACGGUCUUGUGGACAAAGGUGUGAAAGUUGACCUGGGGAUUCCAUAUGAGCUGUGGGAUAAGCCGUCAGUAGAAAUCACCAACAUGAAAAAUCAGUGCGAAAAAUUGUUAGAAAUCUACGAGGAAGACAUAGAAGACUGGUAUUUCAAAAAACAAGGUAAAACAAGCUUGAAACAAUACAUUUGUGCUGAUAAAGUAUUAAAAGGUAAAGAUGUUUCAUGUUUAUCUGAAACAUUAUCUAUAACAAAUGAGAAAGGCGAUUCAGGGCGAAAGUCCAAGAAAAAGAAGGUGCCAAAAUCCAAACCACCAAAAGAAGACUUAUGAACCAAACAUUUAGGUAAUCAUUCAGGGAGAAGCUUCAGCUCUGUUGUAGCUCAUGGAUGGCAUUUUAUAAAUGAUAGAUGGUAUCUUUACAAGUUAAGAAUUAAUCCUUCCAUGUGAUUUUAAAAGGACAAGUCUUCCAAUUAAAUUAUUCAUUUAGUUGUUCAAA